AAGCACAACGCAAAUCCCCUAAAGUUCUAUGGCGCGGGUGCAGCUCUUUCUCCUACAAUUCCUGGAAAUAGUGCUAGCAGAGACGUUCUUUCUACUUGGCCGAUCCGCAUCAUCUGCGUUGACAAAUUGUCCCAAUGCUCCGUGGCCGUCUUCCAAACAGUGACAAAUCCACUGACUAGAGUCUCUUGCUCUAUCAUCAUCUUCUGUGUUGCAAAUGGUGGAAUUAGUACUAUGCCAAUUUGCAGCCACACACUCCUUUGAAGUAUUCCAAACAGAGACAAAUCAGUUGACUAGGGACUUCCUGCUCUAUCAUCGUCUUCUAAUUUCUAAAGUAAUUGCAGGUACAGACAACGCAAAUCCUUAAACUGCCAUGGGGCGGAUGCAGCUCUUUCUUCUACAUAUACAGUUCCUGGAAAUAUUACUAGUAGAGACAUUCUUUCUACUUGGCCAAUCCUCAUCUGGAGAACUUGUAGCACAAUUUGAUAUAAUGACGGGGAAUAGCUCACUUAUCAAUAACCAAACAUUGAUCUCGGCGGGGAGCAUGUUCCAACUCGGCUUCUUCAGUCCAGUUAAUAAUUCUGGGACUGCAUACAUAGGAAUUUGGUACUACAAUCACCCACCAAGAGAAAACAAAGUAGUAUGGGUCGCCAAUAGGGACAAGUCUGUCGACGCAUCCAUGGCAUCGUUAAACCUGACUUCCGACGGAAAUCUAAUUUUAUUUGAGGAAGGAACAGAGGUUUGGUCGACGGGAACAUCUGCAGAACUCAAUUCUGCACGCUUGCAGCUUUUAGACUCUGGAAACCUCGCGCUAACUGCAGGCAACUCUAACAGAACUGUAUGGCAGAGCUUCGACCAUGCGUGUGACACUAUUCUCCCUGGCAUGAAGCUAGGAUUCGACUUCCGGACCAACACUCCGUGGCAGUUCGUGUCAUGGAUGAGUGCCACGGACCCUUCCCCGGGCAAGUACAUCGUCAAGAUGGAGACAUAUAAGGUUCCGGACUUUUUGAUACUGAGUGUGAAUGGAUCUGCCAAACUCGGCCGCACUGGGCCAUGGAAUGGGCAAUGGUUAGUCGACCUUCCAAUGCUUAGGAACGUCCUAAACUUGAUAUACGUGUCCAACCAGAAUGAGACCUACUACAUCACUGAAUAUCAGAUUCGAUCUCCAGUGUUAGUGCGGAUGCUACUGGACGCCAACGGAAAGAGAUACCUUUUGAUUUUUGACGGGCGAGAGUGGAAUUCUUUCUUGUCACUUCCCAGAGACGACUGCGACAACUACAAUAGUUGUGGCAACAACAGUGUUUGCACCAAGGGCUACUACUCGAUCUCCUGUCGUUGCUUGGAAGGGUUUGUGGAAAUCGGAAGUGUCGUCGGGUGCAAGAGGAAGGAACCCUUUUGUUGCUCAUCGAUCCAGUUUCGGAAGGAGCCGAGCGUGAAGGUGCCCGACACUGAGAACGCAACCUCAUGAGGCAAGAUUAGUCUGGAAGCGUGCAAUAAAUUGUGCUUGGAUGAUUGCUCCUGCGUCGCUUAUGCGGUGAUCAAUGGGCCUUAUGGCUGCAUAACUUGGCGUGGUGACCUGUUGGAUCUCAGAAGUUUUCCCGAUGGAGGAGACGAUUUGUACAUUUCGGCUUCAAGAAUCAUCAACGUCCAAUCGGAAGGAGCUCAUGUUGGCGAUAGUAGUCAUUCUGGUGUUGCUGGGAAUUUUUUUGCUGUGUUUUGUAGGUGUACUCGUCCGAAGGUUGAGAAACAGAGCAUCAACAUGCAGAUUGCAAUUGCGGUUUCCAAACGUGGAGAAAGGUUCGAUCAGCGCAUUGGAUGUACUUCCUUCAUAUGAUUUGCAUACUAUAAAAAUUGCAACAAAUGAUUUUUCCAAAGAAAACAAACUUGGGGAAGGGGGAUUUGGUGCUGUUUACAAGGGUCAAUUGGAUGAUGGACAGGAGAUCGCUGUCAAAAAAUUAUCAAGAUACUCCGCACAAGGUCCAAACGAGUUCCUGAAUGAACUCUCCGUGAUAGCCAAGUUACAACAUACAAACUUGGUGCGUCUUCUAGGCUACUGCAUUGAAGGAGAUGAGCGAAUUAUGAUACUUGAAUACAUGGAAAAUAAGAGCCUUGAUGCCUUUAUUUAUGAUAAAGCUAAAAGUUCAUUAUUAAAUUGGCAAAGACGUUUCGAUAUUAUAAUUGGAAUCGCUCGAGGACUUCUAUACUUGCAUCAAGACUCUAGAUUAAAAGUCAUUCAUCGUGAUCUUAAGCCAAGUAAUAUUCUCCUUGACAAGGAUAUGAAUCCAAAGAUUUCAGAUUUUGGCAUUGCAAGGAUAUUUAAAGGAGAUAAUGCUCUUGAAGAUGCAACAACGAGACCAGUCGGAACCUUUGGUUACAUGGCACCUGAGUACUUAUCACAUGGAGUUUUUUCAUUCAAGUCAGAUGUGUUUAGCUUCGGUGUCAUAGUACUCGAAAUUAUAAGUGGAAAGAAGAAUAGAAUAUUCAGUCAAACUGACACAAAUUUAAAUUUUUUAGGAUAUGUGAAUAAACUUUGGAAGGAAGGAAGAUCUUUAGAGAUUGUUGAUGAUACAUUAAAUCAAUCAUAUCCAACCGAAGAAGUUCUACGUUGUAUCCAAAUGAGUCUUCUAUGUGUACAAGAUAAUAGUAACAACAGGCCAACAAUGAUAAAAGUGAUGGCGAUGUUAACAAGUGAGGACCAACCCUUUAGUCCGGUUGUGCAAUCUGCUAUAACAUCAACUAGCAGUGAAGGUGGUUCCACUACCAACGAAAUGAGCUUCACACUUGUAGGUCGAUGAAAUAUGUAUUUAGUUCUUAUCUUAUCAAUAUUUGGCAUCAUCCAAGUCCUGGAUCACUAUGUAAAAUUUACUAUAAAGCAAUACUGAAAUGACUAAGUUGCUAUA
Molecule: messenger RNA, 2897 nt
Organism: Zingiber officinale
Lineage: Eukaryota; Viridiplantae; Streptophyta; Magnoliopsida; Zingiberales; Zingiberaceae
Product: receptor-like serine/threonine-protein kinase SD1-7
Exons: 10
Coding region: 1599-2792 (397 amino acids)
Biological process (GO): protein phosphorylation
Molecular function (GO): ATP binding; protein kinase activity
Source: RefSeq, a predicted model, not a curated record